Gavialis gangeticus (Gharial) is the source of this 3041-nucleotide messenger RNA. It is a transcript of the gene DNAI3, whose product is annotated as WD repeat domain 63. Gene Ontology annotation, cellular component: inner dynein arm. Bases 184 to 2766 code for a protein of 860 amino acids. The record is from RefSeq and is a predicted model, not a curated record. Gene Ontology annotation, biological process: inner dynein arm assembly; cilium movement involved in cell motility. The transcript is spliced from 23 exons. Gene Ontology annotation, molecular function: dynein heavy chain binding; dynein light chain binding. Lineage: Eukaryota; Metazoa; Chordata; Crocodylia; Gavialidae.
CCCUCCGUUGCCCCGAGCAACCGCAGCGACGCCGGCGGCUGGGAGCUCCGGGGCUGCGCGACGCCGACCCCGGCUGCAGGCAGACAGAAGUGUGAUUGUUAAGUUAUCAGUAUUCCUUUAAUUUAAACCUGAUAUUGCAGCCCAGAAAAAACAGCUAAAAAAGAUGAGGAAGUUGACAUUUCUAUGGCAAGCAUUGGUCACCCAGAAAUCUUUCCAAUGGUAUUCACUGAAAAGACGCAAGAAAUUUUUAAUUGCCGAGUUAACGAAGACAUCACAGAAGAAAACCCUUUCAAACUUCUGAAAAAAGAGGACAUAAUUCAAGACAUGAAGACAAGGGCUGCAAUCUCCGAUUUCCACCCAGUCAAAAAAGUAGUCUUAGAGUAUCCAGGAGAAGAACUUCUGAUAGUCUUAGACACGGAGUUCAAAUAUGGACAGAACUUUUAUCUGGUUGCAACUGAAGAGGCCAAAGAAAACUUUUUAAAUCCCCCAGAACCAGUGGGAGAAGGAGGAGAAACUAAAGAAGGGACACCUGAGGAAUUUGUUUACAAGCCUCCUGUCCCUAAACCUUGGGUCUCUCUUGGCAGCGAAAAGGAAGUUGAAGAAGAAUCAGUUAAAGAAACUGUCACAAAGAUUAAAUAUGAGAUUUCUCGAUUGCGCAGACAGUUUGGUGCAGCAGUAACAUUUACCGAUCGAAAUGCUUCCAAUGUGAAAGAUGGCUACAUUGAAUGUACAUCCUAUCAGGAUAAAAAUUUCAGCAUUAAACAGCUUGAAAGAGAUGUUGGGGCACAGUUUGUUCCAAAAGUAAGGGAAACAAGUACUCAGACAAAAUGGACUUACCCAAGAAAUGCAACAACCCAAUAUUUUCCUAGAGAGUUCUCAAAUGAAGAAAAAGAGCAGUGUUUAUCAUCUGACGAUCUGAAAAAAUUUAUUACCUCAGUGUUCUUACGAGUGGAAAUAGCAUUGCAGCAAAAUGAAAUAAUGAAUGCUUUUUUUGAUGACUGGAAAGCACUAGCAGAAGAUGAAAGCAGUUUUGGUGGCAAGUCAGAUGCUUACCUUAAAGAAUACCAAUCAUUUACAGACCUGCACUCUCUGAAGAACAGAACCGUUACCUGUAUUGGCUGGCACCCAACCAUUUAUGGGAUUAUAGCAGUGUCAGUGACAGAAAGACUUACUUAUGAAGAUCGAGUUAACCUAUCUGGUAAACUGCUACUGUGGAAGUCAUUGAUCCUUUUCUGGAGUUUCUCUGACCCUAUUCACCCUCAGUUACUGCUGGAGUGCCCUGAAGAUAUUUUCUGCUUUCAGUUCUGUCCAAGUGAUCCCAAUAUCAUUGCUGGAGGCUGUAUAAACGGACAGGUUGCACUGUGGGACAUUUCUGAAUACGAAGAGAAGCUUCAAAAUGCUAAAACUGGAGCUGGUGGAAGCAAGAAUACUGCUGUUAAUAUGCCUUCAUUUAUACAAGCACAACAAAGUGGUAAGGAGCCACAUUUUGUGAGAUACUGCGCAGUCUCUUCCAUAGAAUAUGGCCAUAAAGCAGUAGUAACAGAUAUACAUUGGCUGCCAGAUUAUUUUGAGGUCAACAAAAUGGGCCUUACUUUUGAAAACAGAGCUGGAGUGUGUGUGCAGCUUGUAACCUGCUCUGCGGACUGCUUGAUAUUGUUUUGGGAUAUUCGAGCUCCCAAACUGAAUGUGCAGGCUUCAUCUGAGAAAACAAAAGAAGAGAAAGCAAUUGAGGCACCCCCUGAUGUCCCUACUACUUUUACACAUUUAGACCUCAGUUGGAGACCUCUCAUGAAGAUAAAUCUAUCCAAGAGUGAUACAAGUGGAGACUACAGUCCUACCAGAAUUAGCUUCACUGAAGAGCAUUACCAUUACAAAAUACAAGAUAAGGCACAAUCCCAGCUCCAACCAAAACUAUUUAUAGACGGAAGUCCUUAUAAGCAGUUAAGGGUCCCUUCAGCCAAACCUCUUAAGCUGCUGGAGAAUGUCCCCACAAACUUUUUUGUUGGAACUGAAGAUGGUGAACUCAUUUAUUCCGACUGGAAGAUGGAAAGAGAAAGUGACACGGGAAGACUGAUUAGUCAGAAACCAGCUAAUAAAUAUACCAUCCAUGAUGGAAUUGUCAAUACUGUACAGAGAUCUCCGUUUUUUAAAGACAUCAUUCUUAGUAUUGGAGGCUGGAAUUUUGCCAUAUGGAAAGAAGGUGUUACAAGUGGACCAAUACUUCAAUCAUGUUGCUCCCCAAAAAGAUAUACAGUAGGACACUGGUCCUUGUCAAGAGCAGGAGUAUUUUUCAUCGGUAGAGAAGAUGGGAAUAUUGAUAUUUGGGACCUACUGGAGAAAACUCAUGAACCAUCCCAGACCCAGAACAUCUCUAUAUCCAUGAUCACCUGCAUUAAACCCUGGAUUGUCUCUUCAAAGCAGCAUUUUUUAGCCAUAUCUGAUGACUUGGGAACACUACAUAUUUUAGAAAUCUCUUGGACGUUAAGUCAUCCUUCAAGCAAUGAGCGUGCCAGUGUCCUUCAUUACUUUGAGAGAGAAGUCAAACAUCUGGAUUACUUUCAACAGCGACAAGAAUUCCGAGCUAGAGAAAGAAAAGAAAUAGAGUUAGAAAAACAGAGAAAUAAAACAAGAGUGGUUCAUCCACAGAAAUCAAAAGAACAAAUGGAAGAACAGAUGAAUAUGGAUUAUUUGGAGUUUCUAGAGGUAGAAAAGAAGAUACUGAUAGACCUUGGACUGCUAAGGGAGCCAGAAAGACACGCCUCUUGAUUGGACUAGAACAGGACAUGGCUAGCAUAGCCAACUUGCAUUUUUGUUUUCAAGACAUCUUAUGGUCUUGUGAAACUUGUACAUAUGUAAUUAGAUAUAUAUUUAGUUCGACAAUUGUAGAGAUAAAUUGCCUAAUACCUUGGCAGUAGUAGCCCACUAGUUUUAUUAAGUCAUUUACUUAGAGUUGUAGAUAAGAGAAAAUAUGCUUCAUGUAUAUAUUCCCUGCAUUGUCACCCAUGAGUACUGUUAAACAAACAUGAGCAGUCUACUGUUUU